Messenger RNA from Porites lobata, 7647 nucleotides. The record is from the annotation of a GenBank genome assembly. Lineage: Eukaryota; Metazoa; Cnidaria; Anthozoa; Scleractinia; Poritidae.
AUGCAAAGUAGAAGUAAAUAUUUCGAUUAUCUCUCAUUUACCUCGGCAGAGCUAUGCGGUACGGCGAAGGAUAAUAUACUGAGAUCCCCUGUAUAUGUACAAAGUUAUCCACCAAAUAUGCACUGCGUCUAUAAUAUCUCAGUUCCACAUGGCAAGGUGCAAAAACUUGUGUUUCAAAUAUUUGAACUGGCGUUUGAUCCAGAAUGCAGGUUAGAGUAAUAUUCCUUGAUUAAGCGUGUUUCUAACUAUAGUGUGUUAGUGAACAGUGUCAAAAUAAACCGUGAAAAUACUAACUAUUUUUGGGUGAAAGGGAAGCCUGAGCCGGCAAGAAAUGGUGGCUUAUGAUCCAAGGAUAAUUAUACAAAACUUUGGGUAAUAAUAUAAUGAGCUCAAGUAAUUACAUGUUAACAGGGCAAGAAGUGCACCUAAUAAGGAUACCAAUAUCUGUGACAGUUAUUGGCGAGCAAAAAUUGACAUAAUUCACUAGGAAGUGAAUCUGUUGAUAAACAUCAUCAGGUUUCAAAUUUCUACGUAAUGCAGGUGUCAUUCAUAUUAAAAACCUCGGCUUAAUUUUGAAGGGUCAAAACUUUUAACUAACUUAAAGUAAACCGUUUUCUCUUAGUUUGUUUUUGUUUUGUUUUCUUUGUACUUACUUUAAGGAAUUGGCCACCACUUCGAAAUGUUUAGUAGUCAAAUGGCUCUUACAAAAAGUUAAUAUCAUGUCAUGGAAAAGAAACUUCAAAGAAACCAAUCCAUCUGAAUGGUUCUUUAUUCUGAACAGAAGCCUUUGACUUAAUGCAUUUUAACAGGAACAUAUAUAAAAGUAAUUUAAUGUAAACCCGUGAAAUAUUGAGUAUUUCCUUUUGCAGAUUGAACUACCUGAGCAUUUCGCAUGGUAAUAACUCUAGCGGCCAUUACUGCGGUAACUUAACGGGAAAAGUUAUUUUCGUUUCACGAGACUAUCUGGUGUUAACAUUUCACUCAAACGAGAAAUUUGAUCCUAAGAAUAGAGGAUUUGAAAUAUUUUUUACGGAAGAUGUAAACAUGCCUGGUAAGUGAAUGUACUCUACUAUAUCGAUACUACUAUACCAAAUUACAUUAGAGUACAGGCACAUGGAUGACGUCAUGGAAACGUUUUUCUUUGUUUGACAAACAUGGCGCGCGCUUUUGAAGGAUAUGGGAGAUUAUUUCGGAAUAAGCAAGUGAAGGACUUAAAGAGGUGGGGCUCGUGUACCUCUUAUUUGUUUGUUUGGUUUUGUUUUUACCACUUUCACACUCUAUCUGUGAUCUAUAACUGAACAGACGUACGGCAACAUGGAAUCUAUUUGCAGAACGUUGUCAAUAGAAAAGGCACCCUGCGAGCAGGACCUAAUUUUGUCCAACAGAUGAAAAAAAAAAGAAUCUGCUAGCAGGGUGGACAAAAGUUUAUGUAAAUUAAUAAUGAUCACCAAAGAGAAAAUGCUAUGAUCUUUUAUCAAAUGGAAAUGAGCGGAGAUCGGUAUGGAUAAUUAUUGUGUACGGGCGUUUUGCUGAAUUUUUCAUGUUGGCAAAUAUCAUGGUAGAGGAAAAGCUUUAGCAUUAUUUUAAAAUUACAAUUAAAAAAAGACCGGUCACAUAUUGAAUAUCCUGAGAAAACAGCCGUGAUUUCGCGAUCCCACCACUGGUUUCCCCGCGAAGUGACGUCUUAGGAAGGACUGCAACAAUUCCAUACUUAUGAAGUGUCAUUACCCAGAUUUGGGUAGUGCUUCUGAUUGGUUGAGGCAUACUUAGCGACACAACCAAUCAGAAACACUACCCAGAUCUGGAAUGUUGGCAUACGUCAUUUCGCGGAAAAACCGGUGGUGGGCUCGCGAAAUGUUGGCUGUUUUCUCAGGCUAAGUAUUGAAUAAGUUAUACUUUGACUACAUGUUUCAGCACCUUGUCCAAUAGGAUGGACAAGCCUUUAUGGUUCUUGCUACAAAGUAUCUUCCAACGAACUGGACUGGAACUCAGCAAAGGCAAUCUGCGAGGAACUGGGAUCAAGUCUUGUUAUUCUGAACUCACUGGCUAAAAUACAAGAGCUCAUUAAAAGAACAAAUGGCCAGACGUGGAUUGGUUUACAGAGGGAUAUCACUGACAGUUCACGCUGGCAAUGGGUUGAUGGGUCUGCCGCUUUUUAUAGCUACUGGUGGAGUGGAGAGCCAAACAAUCACGGAAAUAGUGGCGAAAAUUGUGUAGUAAUGAACCCUCACAUAGGAAAAUGGAAUGACCAAGGGUGUUUGUCUUCCCAUUAUUACGUUUGUGAAAUCAACGGUAACACAACUUUCUAUGAUAAUAAUUACGCCCACGAGUAAAAGGUCAAGUAAAUUGUAAGUUUGACAGUACUGUCAAUGAUUGUGCCGUUUACCUAGGAUCCCAAUGAAUCUGGACAUUUCCCGUUCGUCAUAAUAGUAGACCUUUUGUAGAAUAGUAAAACGAAAAUCAGAUUUUGUUCCAGCGACAAUAAUAAUAGCAGUCAUCAAAAACAACUUUUGAUUCCCUCUAAUUACAGCUUAUGAUAAUAUUCGUUCAUUUAAGAAAUCUUGGAGACCUUCAGAUUCUAGGGCGAGAACGACUACGAGCAUGAGAUUUAAUUUAAAGUCUUUUUUCACGCAUACUCAAAUAAUAGACACCGCGGAUAACUUCACUCUACAUAUUUUUCACCAAAAAAUCAACUCUGUUAUCUAUUUUGAAUGAAUUUAGGCUCCCAGCUGCAAAAUAAUAAAACCUAUAACACUUUAUAACUCACUUGCGUCCGCUAACACGCUAACUCGAUAUGAAAUGACGACGACUGUCACGUUUCCCGCCAAAAUGACGCUGGUUCACUCGCACGCACUACUGAAUACUGAGGAAAUCUAGUACUCGUAGUCGUACUCGUCUUAGAAUCUAAAGGUCUCUAUUUGUCUUUCGCAGGUUGCCCCCAGGACUGGAUUCAGAUCGUCGGCUCCUGCUAUAGAGCCUCUUCUUACGCACUGGAUUGGUUCGCGGCAGAAUCGGCCUGUAAGGCAAUUGAAUCUAGUCUCCCUAUGGUGACUUCACGUGCUGAACAAAAUGCCCUUGGCUCAUUUCUAACACAAAGCGCGUGGACUGGUCUGCACAGGAAUCCCACUCGCAAUUCAAGUGGGGUUGGCUUGGUCAGUGGUUCACAAGGUAGUUACGGUCAUGAAUUACGCAGUCAAUUGGAACGUUUGACGGGCGAGGGAGAUUGUGUAGAGAUAAAUUCGAAGGGACAACUGCAAAAUAGAAACUGUAGUCAUCACCAUCGGUACCUUUGCAAAAUAUCGGCAGGUAAGUAAGAAAACGUCAUGUGUUUCUGGAAGAGUUAGAAUUUCUGUUCCAGAUUAUGCUUGUGUGUAUUGUAUAAAGGUGCCAGUUAAGAAUCCUAAAAAGGUACCACUCUCUUGAAAGAAAUGGAAUAAAAAGAAUACAUAAAAAUUAACACUUGAUUGCAAGGUCCAUUAACCUCAACCGGAGCGACCCACUCAUAUACUAAUGACGACGUUUCCACAAUCAUCAAGUAUUUUAGAUUCAUUGUAAAGUACUUUUCUAGCAAAAAUAAAUAAGCUGCCGGUAAAAAGCACUAAAUGGAUUUUACUUUGCUUCCCUUUUACACUCUGUCUAUUUUAAAAAGGAACUAAGUGCAGAAAACCUUCACUGCGGGAUGAUGUGGUUAUUUCACCUUCUGAUUGCCUUUUACCAACUCACCCAUAUGGAAAGAUUUGCUCUUUUUACUGCGUCCGUGGAUAUCAAGUCAGCGGUCCUUCAUCUGUUCGUUGCGGGAUUGGUGGAUCAUGGAGUGAAGAUGCCAACAGCAUCAUUUGUGAUGGUUUGUAUCUCGAUCGUUUAACUUUCACUCCCCCCCCCCACCCCCUCAAUUGUAGCGUUAAAAAUAAGCCAUUGUUUACAAUUUUUUGGAUUGCUGUCAAUCCAACCCGAAAGCUAUUGACUUCUGCAGAUUAGAGCUUCUAAAUCAAGGUAUUCUUCCAACUAGUAAAUGGGAUGUCUUAUCCCAAGUUUGUGCAGCUUUUUUUUAUUUGUCAUCAUUAUAUAAAUAAUCUUCAGUUUUAAAAUAAUCAUCACCACCGCUACAACCAACACUGCCACCACCAUUACCACCAUUAAUAUAUAGAUUUAGCCAGGGCUAAAAGCGAAGCUCCUACUAUCUCGAAUUUAUUAUUUAAAUCAAACAAUUGUAAACUUGUAUUCCACAAAUCAGUUAACUUUAGAGCACAUUCAGGUGACUUUUGAGGGAAAGGCUAAGUAAUUUUAGAGAAAAAUAAUUUGCAAACAGUCCAAGCCAAGAGUGAAAUUAAUCUUACAUCGACUUGAUAGCCUUAUAUGUACACCAUAGCCAUAAUGGUCUUGAUCAUAGUACAUUAGGCCUGGAAAACAAAUUCUUGGAAAACAAAUCAGGCCGAAUUUUUUGCGUUCGACAAGUUUACUUUACAAUAUCUUGCCAACACGUCUGGGAACGUGUGAACCAACCUUUUAUACAUUUUAUACAUCACAUCUGAGGUGAAAUAGUACCAUGAGGCGCUGUUUUCAUCAUACAGACCUCGGACAGAAUGCAGUAUUUCACAAUUUUGUAGUACAAACUGCACUCAUUCAAUAUUCAGGACGAUCGAAGUACGCGUUAGCGAAACCGCUAAAAAAUUUCCAAAAUCACCUAUACGGCGAGCCGGUUCUCGCGCCAAAGUCGACUGUUUAAAUUAAAAGAUUAACAGAGUUAUAUGCUUCAACAUAAUGGCUUUAUAACGAUGUGUAAUCUUCAAAAGCGUUUGAUACGCGCGGCAUUUUGACUACUCCUGCAAGCAAUGUUCAUGAGCGACUGAAAACAAACGGCACAGACUACUAACAAUCAAUAAAAAGGAAAAUAAUUCGGUGAAACAUAUAUACAGACAAUUUUCAUUCACGAAGACAAGUAUCAAGUGUCACUGAAAAUCCUUGUUUAUGUUUUAAGCCAGCUUCCCGGUGUUUGCUUUUUUCAAAGAUGAACUCGAGGCAAGAAAAUCGCUCAAAGCUUUCUUUUACAGCCAGAAUUAUAACUAGAUAUUCUUUCGAACGUUUUCUUUCUAUUUGCGGUUAGAAAACGUCCAGAGGCUUUUUAAAGUUCAAUGAGCUUAUAAUCAAACCUGAUACUCGGUCAGAUUAUUGUGUCAAAUCUUACAAACGUGCAUAAACUAAAUAGCCCCAUAAACUACGCUCGACAUCAAAUGAAAUAAUUACUCAGGCUUACCAUUCGAGAUGCACUGAAAACUAUCAAGUAAGGCCAGAUCGCUUCAGACUUUUCAACCAUCUUAAGCAUCAAGCAAGGUGAAAAACGAAAGCGAUGCCAUCCGAAAUCGGAUUUUCGAUUUUGACAAGCGACGUAUUUCUCAACCAAAAACCCAAUAAACAAACUAGCCAAGAAUAACAGAAGACUCUUGAUAGCUGCCGAAUUUCAUUUCGCACAUUCAGUGGAAAAAGACAGUUAAAAACAUCACAAGUUGACACAAAACUCUGUCAGCUUCAGCUGUCAAAGUAAACAAGUUUCAAGAUGCUGCAUAAAUUUUUCUGCAUGAACUUACCUGUCAAAUUUUGACCAAUCAGAGCAUAAAAAUUGGACGUCGAGCGUUACCAACGGGUGACCUUGGUGAGAAAAGUCAAAAGCAACUGGCAUGUCUUGCCUGCCUGUAAAAACUGGCUGAAUUUUAGUUUCCGAGGUCAGUUUGAAAUCAAAAUUUUAAUUGUGCGGCACAUAUAAACACAACAUAUUUCAUAUGAAUUAAAAAAAAUUAAACUUGAGCCUGCGAUCAUUUGAAAACUAGUAACUUGUUGGCGGAUAACUUCAAAAAGAUACUCCUCCUCGAUGGGUCAACACCUGAGCCCGCGAUUCAGUCAGGUGAUACUGGUCAGCGGAUACCCUGUUCUGACAGCUGUCAAUUGAUCACAACAUUGAUGUGCAAUAUGUGUGCAAUAUCAGUCUUCCCGUGCUCCCAGACUAGCUAGAAAGUGUGAGAUUGAACACUGGUUUUCCUGUGGUGCGGACGGGCGGACGGACGGGCGGGAGGGCGGGAGGGCGGGAGGGCGGUGUACUGUCACGUAAUUACCAAAUUUUCUGGGAUGGGUAGAUUUACUUACGCAUGGUGCUCCGCAGGCGCGCUUCGCGCGCCAGAGCUCCGCUAUCAUUAUCAUCAUCGUCAUUACGAUCAUCAUUAUCAUCAUCAUUAACAACAACAACAUCAUAGCGAUAAGUAUUGCUACAAUCAGUAGGACCACAUCAUCGUCAUCAUCAUUCCCUUUUACGUUCAUCAAACCCAGCUGCAUCGGUUAAUGUCAAAGCCAGAUUACCCAGUCAAAGAAGAGUGCUGUUCGAGAGCCGUCGUCGUUUGUUUUUAUUCAACAGAAUGUGAAGAAGCUCUCGGUAUGGGAGACGGAGAGAUCUCCAACGGGCAAGUCAUUGCUUCUUCGCAACUGGAUGCCGAGCAUGCAGCCAUCAACGGCAGACUAAAGGCUACAACAACUUCAAAUAAAGUAGGAUCGUGGUCACCUUAUACAAAUAAUGUUAAGCAAUGGUUGCAAAUAGAUCUGGGCAGUCAAGAGCGUACCCUUGUAGCAAAGAUUGCUACUCAAGGAGAAAAUGCUAAAAGCACGUGGGUCACACAUUACACAUUACAGUACAGCGACAACGGAGAUAAGUUCAAUGUUUACAAAGAGCUAGGACAAGGUAAAGAUAAGGUGAGACGCCUCUUCUUCGUCAAAGUGAAAAAAAGCAGUUUAGCCGGCAUUUCUCCACCAACCUUUAAAUACGUAUAUAUUUUGCUCGUGUGCACAUUAAUGGUCAGACUAAAAAUAUGUCUUGCAACCCGCUUCCCUUGAGGAAUGCAGCAAGAAAUGAAUUUAUUGACUGAAUUUAACCCAUGUGCGUCCGACCUGGAUUUUUCAGGUGUUCGAUGGCAACACGGACCCGGAUAUCAUUGUUUCUCAUAAACUAAAUCCACACAUAAGAGCACGGUACAUCCGUUUCCUACCAACCGCUUGGCAUAAACACAUCUCUAUGAGGGUGGAACUCUAUGGAUGUAAAGGUAAAAUAAACAGAUAACUUUUAAUUUAAAACAUUUCCCAAUUAAGUUUAAAUCUCAGACUUACAUGUAUGAAGUGGACGCCCAUCCCCAACCUCCCCAAGCAGUUUACUUUUAUCUCAGAUACAUUUUGACAAAACGUGGCGACGCACGGUUGCCUAUUUUGGUUACGAGAUAUGAAACUGUUAAAGGAGAGAGUUCAAUCUAUUUUCGAACAGUUUUAUACAGUUUUACCCUGAAUAUGAAUAUUAUGGAAACAAGCGAAUAAACGUGACAAAAUAUACCAUGAUACACGAUAAAUUACCAAAAGAAGGAAAUUCUCUUUAGCAUUAGAAGAAUACAGUUAAUUUUGUGAUUCAAUUUAAAAAAACAAAAACUUUCAUGAGUCAAUCUGACAAAUGAUCUUUCCUUAGGGACACCAAAAUAUGGCCACUGGUUCUUAGAUGGUUCUGAUUUAGAUGUAAGGUUAGUAUAACAUAUAAAUAACCUACUGAAGAAACGUGAUGAUAAUGAUGAUGAUGAUGAUGAUGAUGAUGAUGAUGAUAAUACUCAUAGUCAUCAUCAUCGU